AUGGGCGUCAAUGUCCCCUUCCAGUGGACACCGGCCCUGCUCGGCGACAUCGCAGCUGCUGGCAAGGUGACAGGUACCGUUCGGGUGCCUGAUACCGGGUGGCCGCGUGUGCAAAAAGCCAUCGCCAGCUGGGUGGACCGCUUCAACGUGCAGCGGGACGACUUCCGAGUCGACAAGCCUGGCGAGGUGUACAGCGAUGUUGUGCCGGGCGGACGCGAAGCCUUUGUCUAUGUCAUGUUUGUCCCGCAUGACGCAGCGAGCUGGGUGUUAGCGCGCGAAGAGGUCGAGAACAAUGCCGUGCGGG
Molecule: messenger RNA, 304 nt
Organism: Symbiodinium pilosum
Lineage: Eukaryota; Dinophyceae; Suessiales; Symbiodiniaceae
Source: the annotation of a GenBank genome assembly